This is a messenger RNA of Gadus macrocephalus (Pacific cod), 1436 nucleotides long. It is a transcript of the gene pop5, whose product is annotated as POP5 homolog, ribonuclease P/MRP subunit. The record is from RefSeq and is a predicted model, not a curated record. The transcript is spliced from 5 exons. Lineage: Eukaryota; Metazoa; Chordata; Actinopteri; Gadiformes; Gadidae. Gene Ontology annotation, molecular function: ribonuclease P RNA binding. The coding region runs from base 123 to 584 and encodes 153 amino acids. Gene Ontology annotation, cellular component: ribonuclease P complex. Gene Ontology annotation, biological process: tRNA 5'-leader removal.
CCAAUGUAUUUCUGCAUGCAGCACUCAGCUAUAUACUGUACUGUGGGAACCCAGCAAGAUGAAGGCAUGUUCCGGGGACAUCUUUCUAGGCAACACCAAACAUUUCUACUGUAGAAGUUGGGAUGGUUCGGGUAAAGUCAAGAUAUUUGCUGUGUGAAAUAAACAUCUCCGUCCCAUCCAAUCGGUUGUUGCUGGAAGACAAACCGAUCUUCUCGGCAGUGAAAGAUGCCGUGGCGAGCAUGCAUGGUGACUAUGGAGCGGCACAAUGCUCCAUUGGAUUCUCAGUCAAAUACGUGAAUGCACUCACUGGCAUAAUGCUUAUACGCUGCCCCAAAAGUUCUUACCGCCUCAUCUGGUCUGCGCUGCCUUUCGUUACCAGCGUGGAACAUAAAGGAAGAAAAAUCCCCUUUUUCCUCAACUGUUUGCAUGUCGGAGGAACGAUCAGAACAUGUCAGAAGUUCCUGGUUCGAUACAAUACCCAGCAGCUCCAUAGAAUGCUCCCUCAAUGUAAAACCACAGGGCUGUGGCUGUGCUGCGGUCCAGACAUCAGAUCAUCCUCAUGUCUUGCACCGAGUGGCAGAUAAUUCUGGACAUGGAUGAUGAUGGUCACAUAUUUCCGCUGCAUUUCAGAAUCCCAAGAACCCAGUUUGAGGUCCUUUUUUAAAAGGUACCUUCAGGAGGUUGGCCUGCAAAGUGACCACUACCAAAGGCUGCCUCCCCUGCUUAUUGCCAAGAAGGUGCUCAUGUUCCUGUGGUACAUGGCCAACCAGAAAUGGUCCCGGUAGAUAUCUUGACAAGUUUAAUGUCUCACUUUCAUCAGCACACAGCUCCAUACUUCGGUUGCUGACCAUCAUGUCCACUUUUGUCUCAUGGCCUACAGGCUGUGAGAAGAGGGUGUCUGCCACCAGAUUCCAACGCACAUGUGGCCUUGAGGGGGUCAUUGGAGCGAUGUCUCCAGAGGCCACCGGUCAGAGGAGGGGACUACAACUUUUCCCAUGGUGCCUCGAUAGGAUGUGAUUAACACCCAGACGGAUGUCCAAGAGAUGGAGAUACCAACGAGUAAGUGGUGUUGGCAAAACCAAAGACCCUGAGUUAUUUUACUCUGAGUUUCCUCUGCAAAUGUUGAGGCAAGAAUCAGUGAGGAAACACAUUUUUCCUUUCUGAAAUCUUUGGCAACAACUAUACAUUGACAUGGUUCACACUAUUUGUCGAUGUGAUGGUACAUACUAUUUAUGGGUGUGAUAACUAUGCAAGGUAUCCUUUGCGUGAAUUCAGUGAGAUGCCUUUGAAACUAAACAAACUUGGGUGACAUUCAAACACACUCAGACUUGGAUGAGUUAAAAAAUAAAUGUAUUUUUGAAGCAGAAUCUGUGAGAAAGACACCAUUCAAAUGUGUACAAGACAAAAGGUUAUAAUAAUAAAACAAGGAUAAUGUA